Molecule: messenger RNA, 2403 nt
Organism: Anopheles coluzzii
Lineage: Eukaryota; Metazoa; Arthropoda; Insecta; Diptera; Culicidae
Product: mitochondrial glutamate carrier 1-like
Exons: 9
Coding region: 185-1156 (323 amino acids)
Biological process (GO): malate-aspartate shuttle; aspartate transmembrane transport; L-glutamate transmembrane transport
Molecular function (GO): L-aspartate transmembrane transporter activity; L-glutamate transmembrane transporter activity
Source: RefSeq, a predicted model, not a curated record
CAAGCAACUCAAUCCGCACUCAGUUUUGGUGGAGUGAUCACAGGAUUAAUCGUAUCUGAUUGAAACUAUCGGUGAAGAGUGGUGUUUGUGGUGUUUGAUUAUAAGGGGGAGUUGUGUGAAAGCUUUGCAAACAAAGAGACGAAAAAAUCGUCAUUGAAUCGAUUUCUUACCAUCAGUUUCCACAAUGGCUAGCAGUGGCAGUAACUCAAAAUCUUCUAUGGUCAAUGGAACAAAACAGUUUGCCCUGUUACCAAAAAUCAUUAAUGGUGGUAUUGCCGGCAUAAUUGGUGUUUCGUGCGUUUUUCCCUUGGAUCUUGUGAAGACUCGCCUACAAAAUCAACAAGUUGGACCUAAUGGAGAAAAAAUGUACAAUUCUAUGCUUGACUGUUUUAAGAAAACCUAUCGUGCGGAGGGAUAUUUUGGUAUGUACCGUGGUUCAGCAGUAAAUAUAUUGCUAAUUACCCCUGAAAAGGCUAUAAAAUUAGCAGCAAACGACUUCUUCCGACACCAUUUAACUACAUCCAAUGGCACCCUGCCAAUUACUCGCCAGAUGGCUGCAGGUGGGUUAGCUGGAUUGUGUCAAAUUGUAAUAACAACUCCUAUGGAACUCCUGAAAAUUCAAAUGCAAGAUGCCGGUCGUGUGGCUGCACAGGCCAAAGCUAUAGGUAAAACUAUUCCGAAGGUAUCCGCUACUUCCAUAGCGAUGGAACUGAUCCGUACGAAAGGAAUAACAGGAUUGUAUAAAGGAACUGGUGCAACAAUGCUACGCGACGUUUCAUUUUCAAUUGUGUAUUUUCCAUUAUUUGCCACUCUUAACUCACUCGGUCCGCGUCGGGAUGACGGCAGUAAUGAAGCUGUUUUCUGGUGUUCAUUUUUGAGCGGCUGUGCCGCCGGUUCGAUGGCAGCUCUAGCUGUAAAUCCAUUUGAUGUUGUGAAAACGCGUCUACAAGCUUUAAAAAAGGUUGAAGGCGAAAUGCAAUUCAAUGGUGUUGCCGAUUGUAUUGGAAAAACUCUAAAAUACGAAGGUGUGACUGCAUUCUUCAAAGGAGGAUUGUGUCGUAUGAUUGUCAUUGCACCUCUGUUUGGUAUAGCGCAAAUGGUAUAUUUCCUAGGUGUUGCCGAAGCCCUACUUGGCGUUAAAUCCGGUAAUAAGUAAAGCUGUUUCUAACGUCAUGUAUUUUUUUUUGCUGUGGAUCAGUUUGUUUCAACUAGAUGCAAUACUCAAAGUUUUUGUUAAUAUCCCAGAAUCAGAACAUUGAAUGCCUCACAACGACACUAUUGUCAAGCCGAUUAAUACCGAAUAACGUUUCUGUGUCCGUUUCGAUAUUCCCACAUGUAUUUUGAAUUGUGUUUUUAAAUGAGUUUGUUUUCAUUGUGUAAUUAUUUACUCGAUUUUGUUGUAUAGCAUUAACUUUGGUAGAAUUUUCGUUUUAAAAUUGUUUGCGUAUGACUUCUGUUUUGCAGUGGGCAUGAGAAACUAUGUAAUUACGUAUAUGAUAUGUUUGGACAGUGUUGUUCGUAUGAAUAACUAAUGUUGUUGUUGGGGUUUGACUACAUGUGCAUAUCCAGCUUAAAAAGAAAAUUCAGAAAAGCUGUAAGAUAACUCUUUGCAAAUUCAAUGCUUAUGGAAAGCCAGGAGGAGGGAAGGAGGUGAUGAUAUAUUAGAAAAGAGCGGUAAAGUUUCAUAAAAGCUUAUGAAUGUGUUCAAUAUACAAUCUCAUGAUUUGGAUUCUUUAUGUGGGUAUUUCAUUUACAUGAACCAAAAGUAUUAGAAACAUGCAUUUUGGCCGAUUGAUAAUAUCCUCAACAUAUAAUGUGGUUGUAUAAAUAUUAUCUUAGCGGAUUCCCGAGUAACGAGUGCUAACAUCCAAUGAAUGAUUUAAAGAUUGAAGGAUUUGAUACAUGAAACUAACUGUGAAAAGAAGCAUGAUUUCCGCGAGCCUCACAAAAAAAUAACUUUGACACCCCUUUGGUUAAAUCAAGUCGAGUAAACCGUAAAGUUUUUGAUUGCAUGUAUCCUGAAGCAUUGAUCAAUAACAUAAUAUGGCUACAAUGUAUAACAACGGCAAAUUUUUAAAGAGUUGCAUAAAAAUAUGUAAGGUUGUACUCUUAUUAAUAUUGAUAUUUUAAAAUAUUUUUAAUGUCUCGUACAAAGCCUUCACCUACAUAUUGUUUCCUAAGAAAAGUGAAGAGUAUGCUAGAAGCAGACAGAAUGCUUAAAUGAAACUGAUGACAAUAACGAGAAAUAGAACUGUGUGUAUGAUUCAGCGAUGUAUCUGGAUGUCAUGAAAUAGCAAGAACUAACUACAAUAUGGUAUGUAGUAUGACGCAUCAUAAGAAUUUCAAUUAUAUGUAACUAUAAUCAAUUAAAUACCAAUACUGCUUAAAAGCAUGGUAAAACUA